AUGCCGACGAAAUAGAUAUGUUCGUCUACAGAUAAUUUAGUUACUCCACCGACGAUUUCGUUUUCGGUAUUUUUUAUCGCCUAAACCCUUAAUUUUAGGCGCGAGUGUUUCGCGGUCUUAGGAAUUUUGGGUCUAAAAUUGACCGAGAAUUGUUUUCUCAAAACCGCUCAUCCUCCACCCAUUCUCGACUGCCGUCUGCAACCGCCUCCGCCUCUUCUAUGCCCUCUCCUCCGUUCAAUCAGUUAGUAGUCGGCCUCCGCAUCCUCUCUGUCUUCUUAUAUGGGAAAAGCCCUUUUGUCUUUCCUUAGAUAUAAGCAAACAGUGGACCUUCGACUCCCUCUCCUCUCGUCCGAAGCACAAAUUUUGGCUAGCUGCAACAUCGAUCUAGGACUGACAUAUGCCCUUCUGUGUGAAAGAGCACUCCAUAGUUGUUGCUACGCUCGAAAAAGAGAAGAAUAUCUUUGUUAAAAUGGUAAUGGGUCGAUCAUAAUCUGUCUGCUCUGUAUUAUCAUUGCAUUAAAUUGCAAGGUCAGUUUCUGUUCAUCUUAUUAUUCUGGAUCUAAUCUGCCUAUGUUGGUUUAUGUUGAAAUAAUUGAUUCUGUCAUGAUAUACAUACGUUGACAUAUUCCUAUGGCUAUUCUCAUAUUCUCAUUCAUUAUGUAGCGCUAUCUAAUAGGAAGCAUAUUCUGAUAAGCUUUUUGUUUCUUAAGUUGGAACAAUAGCUGUCAACCCUGCUUUCAAUUUCAUGGAUGUCAUUUAUAGGUUUAUAGCUUAUCACCUAAUUCCUUAUAAAUACAUAUUAUGCUUUGACAACGUUUUACAUGGUUGGCACCCCCAUGGUGAAGAUGACGACGAUGAGGAUCAUGAGUAAAAUUAGCAUUUGAAGGUGGCAGACUUCACUUGGCCAUUUUUUGCUCUGGUGCUUCUUAUGUGAAUUUAUGUCCUAAGGUGGCUUUAUUUUGGGCUCCCUUCUAUGAUAUUAAGAUGUCCACGAUUUCUUCGAAGAGUCGUGGGAAGCGUUCUAUCGAUAAGUCAUCAGUGCCUCCUCUUCCAGGUCAGACAUCAUCAGCACCUCCAGUACCAGUCCAAACAUCAUCAGUGCGUACUUCAGUGAUCCAGACAUCAUCAGUGGCUCCUUUACCAGUCCACACACCUUCAGUGCCUACUCCAGUGAGUGAUCCAUCUCAUGUUGAGCGUAGGAGCUCAGUCCGACGUCAUAUUAGAGGGCCACACAUUCAUACAGAUGAUGUCGUCAUUCCUACUGGUGCGACACGUGCUUCAGAUGGUGUUGGUGGUACUGCCUACUUUCUUGCAAAGGGAAAUGAUCGUAAGAGAGGACGUGGGGCUUGCAACUCUGCAAAGGUCUCAGGCAUAGUGCGGACCAGCAGGAAAAAGAUCCGAGUGGAGCUUGAUGUCCAUCAUGGGCGGCCUAUAGGACAAAAUGUGUCCUCCUUAUUUUCACAUCAGAUUGGGGCCAUAAUUAGGACUUCACUCCCCACGGAUCACUUCGAUCCACGUGUUUCAGAAUAUGUGGGCAAGUUGUUCUCGAAGAUCUUUCGUGAGUUCAAGUACGAAUUGCACACUUAUUUCAAGGAUUUUGAUACGAAAGAGGAGGCCAAGCAGAACCCUCCGUUAGAGUGGUACAACAGGUCUAUUGAGCAAUGGGGUACUCUAUGUGAUCAUUUUUCUGACCCCGCUUUUGUGAAUCAAUGCAAUGCUAACAAAGAAAAUCGAAGUAAAAAGAAAUAUGAACAUCACGGUGGAUCCAAACCUUUCUCUUUGAGAUAUGAGAAACUUGUUGAGGAAGGUUCACAAUUUCCAGAGAUCGAUACAUUUAGUGAGGCCUAUACAAAUAAGGCCGGGGAGUGGACAAGUGAUGUAGCGAAGACUCAUUAUGAAGAGAUGAUAGUAAAGAAGAAUGCUCUGUUAGAGCAGUUGGCUACACAUUAUCCUGAUGGCACACCAGCUGAGAGUAUCACUGUACCUACGGAGGCCGGACGAGAGAUUAUGAUGGAGACACUGGGUGUUAGGCCUGGUAGGGAGGUUCGUGGCCUGGGAUUUGGGAGGUAUAGAGACCUUGGUACAUCAUCUACUCAAAGGUCUACAUCAUCUUCUCGCUUACGUGAGUUGGAGCAGCAGUUAGCUGCUGAGAAGGAGGCUAGAUUGGAGGAUCGUCGAUCACAUAAAGCUGAGAUGCAGAGUAUCGUGAACUUCAUGCGUGGUAUCGCUGCUAAGAUUCCAGGUGUGAGAAUUCCACCCGGGUUUAAUGCAGCAUGUGAGGAUGAUGGCACAACUUCCUUAGAUUAGAUGCAUUUUCAUUCUAUGUUUUACUAGAUUCCUAUAUAUAUAUGUCAACAAAUUGGUACUUAGAAGAUAUUCACAUUUUGC
Messenger RNA from Tripterygium wilfordii, 2388 nucleotides. RefSeq lists its product as uncharacterized. The transcript has 8 exons. Bases 985 to 2307 code for a protein of 440 amino acids. NCBI's taxonomy places the organism in Eukaryota, Viridiplantae, Streptophyta, Magnoliopsida, Celastrales, Celastraceae. The record is from RefSeq and is a predicted model, not a curated record.